UCCCUGUGCCAAGCGGGGCAUAGGGCCUCUUCUCCCAGCAGACUCCUUUGAGGACUACUAGAGAGCAGCCUUGGAGAAGGCCUGGGUUGGGUUGGGACCCUGAGAGGUUUGGGGUCCCACAGACCAGGGGAGAGGACUGAUGGAGACCUACUGGCCCAGCAGGAGGUGGCCACAGGGCUGGACCAAGAGCUGUCUGGGGAGGAGGGAAAUUCAAGCACCAGUCAUAAACAUGGGCAGUGCAAAGAGGGCUGUUUGGGCCCCAGGGGACCCCAGGACUCAUCUGGCCCAGUGCCUGCCACCUCCACUGCCUAGUGCCCCCACCUCUACUACCCCUUGGGCCAGGCCUACAAGCACCUUUAAUGCUAUGGAGGUUCACUGGACAGAUCCCAUCCUCCAGCUUACAUCCACUUCCAGGCCACUUGAGCGAGUCCUAUCUCCCACUGGUCAGAAGGAAACAAGUGGCCUCUGAGGUCAGGGGACCUAGGACACUCAGGACAGCUGGGUCUGGCCUCAGGAAGGACUGCAUGGCUGAGAGCCAGGGAGACAUCUCACCCAGAGGUCGGGGAAGGGGUUCCUUGGCUAGCACAGCUUAGCUGUUGGCCGCCCCUGUCUUGUCACACGUAGGAGCUUGCUGCUGUGUCUCGGAGGUCUGGCGUGGGGGGAAAGUGGAGGUGGUGGCAAAGGAAGCUCUGUGGGACCGAGUGAGGAAGAUGUCGAGCCCGGGCAUCAACGGCGAUCCCAAGCCUCCAUGCUUGCCUCGCAAUGGUUUGGUGAAGCUGCCAGGCCAGCCCAACGGCCUGGGCACAGCCAGCAUCACCAAGGGCACACCAGCUGCCAAGAACCGACCCUGUCACCCACCCCCACUCUCCCUCCCACCACCCAGCCUGGCUGCCCCGCCGCCCCGGGCUGCCCUGGCCGGGGGCCUUUGCCCCCCGGCGGGGCUCCCCCUUGGUGGACCAGCCUCAGCUCCGGUGCCUGGGCCCCCAGCAGAACGGCCACCACUGGCCACCGACGAGAAAAUCCUCAAUGGCCUCUUCUGGUACUUCUCUGCCUGCGAGAAGUGCGUGCUGGCUCAGGUGUGCAAGGCCUGGAGGCGUGUGCUCUAUCAGCCCAAGUUCUGGGCGGGCCUCACACCUGUGCUGCACGCCAAGGAGCUCUACACAGUGCUGCCUGGAGGUGAGAAGGAAUUUGUGAGCCUGCAGGGCUUUGCAGCACGCGGCUUUGAGGGUUUCUGCCUGGUUGGAGUCUCCGACCUGGACAUCUGUGAGUUCAUCGACAACUAUGCCCUCUCCAAGAAGGGUGUCAAGGCCAUGAGCCUCAAGCGUUCCACCAUCACUGACGCUGGCCUGGAGGUGAUGCUGGAGCAGAUGCAAGGCGUGGUGCGCCUUGAGCUGUCGGGCUGCAACGACUUCACCGAGGCUGGGCUGUGGUCCAGCCUGAGUGCUCGCAUCACCUCGCUGAGCGUGAGCGACUGCAUCAAUGUGGCCGAUGACGCCAUUGCAGCCAUCUCACAGCUGCUGCCCAACCUGGCCGAGCUGAGCUUGCAGGCCUACCACGUGACGGACACAGCGCUGGCCUACUUCACGGCGCGCCAAGGCCACAGCACACACACGCUGCGCCUCCUCUCCUGCUGGGAGAUCACCAACCACGGUGUGGUCAAUGUGGUGCACAGCCUGCCCAAUCUCACUGCUCUCAGCCUCUCUGGCUGCUCCAAGGUCACCGAUGAUGGCGUGGAGCUUGUAGCCGAGAACCUGCGCAAGCUACGCAGCCUCGACCUCUCGUGGUGCCCACGCAUCACCGACAUGGCUCUCGAGUACGUGGCCUGCGAUCUGCACCGCCUGGAGGAGCUCGUGCUGGACAGGUGUGUACGCAUCACGGACACUGGCCUCAGCUAUUUGUCCACAAUGUCCUCCCUCCGCAGUCUCUACCUGCGAUGGUGCUGCCAGGUGCAGGACUUUGGGCUGAAGCACCUCCUGGCCAUGAGGAGUUUGCGUCUCUUGUCUCUGGCAGGCUGCCCGCUGCUGACCACCACAGGGCUGUCGGGCCUGGUGCAGCUGCAGGAGCUGGAGGAGCUGGAGCUGACCAACUGCCCUGGGGCCACCCCUGAGCUCUUCAAGUACUUCUCGCAGCACCUGCCCCGCUGCCUCGUCAUCGAGUAGCGCAGGGCCUCCCCGCCCCCGUCGCAGGAGCCCGCCGCGCUCUGGGCGGGGACGCCGGGGCGCCGCUGAGCCGCGGCUCCUCGGCCCCUUGUUCUCCUCCCGGCCCCGCCCCGGGCAGGGAGGGCGGCGGACUGACCAGCCCCGCGCACGCACGCACAUUCGGGGACUUUGUGCAUGCCCCUCGUGCCCGCACUGCACGCCCGCCCUCCACCACGCCACAGCCGCCUCCAUCCUUCGCCAGCCCGCCCGCCCGCCGGCGGUGGGGGGCUGGGGCUUGGUCCUGGGAGCGCUUUGAGCUCGCCAGGCGGCCACCCUUACCGCCUUCCUCGCCACACCCUGUUCUGUCUCCCCGCCGUCCCCCCACCCCGGGCAGGGCCCAGGGGGAUUGAGGGGAACUGGGUCUCCCAGGACUUAGGGGCCCGGAAGAGCCCUAGGGCUUCCCGCAUCUUCCACUGCACCGCGCCUGGAGCCCUCCGAGGGGUGCGAGGGGAAACAGGCCGCCGCCAAAGCCAUGGCCCACCCAGGAGCCCAAGUCCCACCCACCCUCCCCCCUCCUCAUGCCAGCCUGACCCCAUCGACCUCUCCUCUUCCUUGCCGCCGUGUGAAACAGUCCCUACUCGCCCCACCCCGACUCCAAGGCCUAAGGUCCUUGGGCCCUCGCCAGGCUAGGGCAGAAUUGGAUUAGGAGAGGGGCCGCUAGGCUGACAAUGACCUUGGCAUAAUCAACAUUAGCCCAGUUGGCUCCAGUCUGCCUCAACCCAGCGGUGGUGGUACAGCUGCCUUGUGAGACCUUAAGCUGGAGUGAACCUCAUGGCCUGCAGGCCUUGGGGCCUUGGGAGCAGUCCUGGGUGGACCCCACCCCACAGCCCCUGUAGCCAGCUGGGUUCAGGACCCUCAGCGCCACACUUCACCCUGGGCAGGUCUCCAUUAGGUGGAAGCUGAAAAGGGGGGCCCCAGCUGAGGCUUACGGCCAGUGCCAGCCAGCAACUCUGAUCUUCCAGUGGCCAGCGCACCCUUAACACCCAGAGGAGGGAGGGCUCCUUUCUAGCUGCACCCCUCAACCCAUCUUCCCAAAUCUCUGUCUGCCCACAUGGGCUCACCAUGUUCUGUCCAAUCCCAAGACGCUGGGAUGUCCUGGGGGUGCUGGCACAUCUUGGCAAUUGCUGAGGAGGGGGCUGGGACCCCUUUCCAUCCCAACCUUGAGCCCCAGGAUGUACAGCACCCACAUCCAAUUUUGGGACACCCCCCCAAUCUGGUUGGAAGAGAGUAACCAGUUUCCAGAGAGCCAGAAAGUGAGAGAGAGAGACAGAGAGAGAGAGAGAGAGAGAGAGAGAGAGAGAGAGAGAGAGAGAGAUGCUGUUGAAGAGAAACAGUUCAACAGCCCAAAGAUUUCCCUGCCCCUGGAGCACUGGCCAGAGGCUCCAGGGUUGAGGUGGUCAGGAGCCAGUUUCUUCAGCUUCUUCUCCCCACAGCUCCCUAGUGGGGAGGGGCAGCUGUCCAUUUGUCCAAAGUAUUAAUGCAACUGAAGCUGUGAUAUUUCCAAUGACUGUAGGAGGAAAAAAGGGGAGAGAGGAAAACAAAACCAACCAACCCCUAAAAUCAUUUUCUUAUUGUACAUAACGACCUCAUUCUCCUGUAUAUGCGGAAGAUAUAACCUUAUAUUUGGUAAGUGUUUCUUGUGCUAUUUUAUCACGUGACCUGUUUAUAAAAAUAUAUAUUA
Camelus dromedarius (Arabian camel) is the source of this 3879-nucleotide messenger RNA. It is a transcript of the gene FBXL16, whose product is annotated as F-box and leucine rich repeat protein 16. The record is from RefSeq and is a predicted model, not a curated record. NCBI's taxonomy places the organism in Eukaryota, Metazoa, Chordata, Mammalia, Artiodactyla, Camelidae. Gene Ontology annotation, molecular function: protein binding. Gene Ontology annotation, cellular component: cytoplasm. The coding region runs from base 711 to 2159 and encodes 482 amino acids. The transcript is spliced from 6 exons.